GAGCAGGUGGAGCCGCAGCGGGAGCCCGCCCGGCCGUGCGGAGGGAGGCGGCGGCUGGGCCGGGGCCAUGGAGCUGCUAAAGCUGAACCGGAGCGUGCCGGGGGGAUCCGGACCCGGGCCGGGGGCUUCCCUGUGCCGCCCAGGGAGCCUCCUCCAGAAUGGCAGCGGCACCGGCAACCUCACCUGCGAACCACCACGCAUCCGCGGAGCCGGGACACGAGAAUUGGAGCUGGCCAUUAGAGUCACCCUCUAUGCCGUGAUCUUUCUGAUGAGUGUUGGAGGAAAUGUGCUUAUCAUCGUGGUUCUGGGACUGAGCCGUCGCCUGCGGACCGUCACCAACGCCUUCUUGCUCUCACUGGCAGUCAGCGACCUCCUGCUGGCGGUGGCUUGCAUGCCCUUUACCCUCCUGCCCAAUCUCAUGGGCACAUUUAUCUUUGGCACAGUCGUCUGCAAGGCGGUUUCCUACUUCAUGGGGGUGUCUGUGAGUGUGUCCACGCUAAGCCUCGUGGCCAUAGCCCUGGAGCGGUACAGCGCCAUCUGCCGACCACUGCAGGCGCGGGUGUGGCAGACACGCUCCCACGCAGCUCGUGUGAUCGUAGCCACGUGGAUGCUGUCCGGACUCCUCAUGGUGCCCUACCCGGUGUACACUGCCGUGCAGCCAGCAGGGCCUCGUGUGCUGCAGUGCAUGCAUCGCUGGCCCAGUGCACGGGUUCGCCAAACCUGGUCGGUACUGCUGCUCCUGCUUCUGUUUUUCGUACCGGGAGUGGUUAUGGCGGUGGCCUACGGGCUUAUCUCCCGCGAGCUCUACUUAGGGCUUCGCUUUGACGGUGACAGUGACAGCGAAAGCCAGAGCCGGGUCGGAGGCCAAGGAGGGCUGCCAGGUGGGGCCGGACAAGGCCCUGCCCACCCGAACGGGCGUUGCCAGUCGGAGACCCGGCUGGCUGGUGAGGACGGAGAUGGCUGUUACGUGCAGCUUCCGCGCUCCCGGCCUGUACUGGAGCUGUCUGCGCUGACCGCUUCCACGCCUGGGCCAGGAUCCGGUCCCCGGCCCGCCCAGGCCAAGCUGUUGGCUAAGAAGCGCGUGGUGCGGAUGUUACUGGUGAUCGUUGUGCUUUUUUUCCUGUGUUGGUUGCCAGUGUACAGCGCCAAUACGUGGCGCGCCUUCGAUGGCCCCGGUGCACAUCGUGCUCUUUCAGGCGCGCCCAUCUCUUUCAUCCACCUGCUGAGCUACGCCUCUGCCUGUGUCAAUCCCCUUGUCUACUGCUUCAUGCACCGUCGGUUUCGCCAGGCUUGCCUGGAAACGUGCGCCCGCUGCUGCCCUCGGCCUCCACGAGCGCGCCCCAGACCGCUACCGGAAGAGGACCCUCCCACCCCCUCCAUCGCCUCACUAUCCAGACUGAGCUACACCACCAUCAGCACGCUGGGACCUGGCUGAGGCAGGACAGAUGGAUUCCUACGAGCACCGCCCAUCCAGACACGCAAGAGGCACAGACCAACUGACACAACAGACUGACACCCAACAGCAUGAACUAACCCCAAUGCAAAGGAAAAGGUGGCUUACCUGACACAAAGGAAACAAGCCGGACCCCUACAUAGGAGACGAAGCACCCUUGAUAGGGGACUGAGCCUGGCACGUAGAGACAUGGCACUGACCUUAGACAUACACAGACCCAGCGUUUCUCGCAGUGGACAAACUACGCAUUGGAAAUUCUGACAGGGGCUGACCUGCGUCUCACACAUAUAGUAAUGGCACUGAGUCUUUAACAGCUCCGGAGCCUGGCACAGGACUGACUCCUGAUAUGCUCCAGGUGGCCCCCAGUUUGACCUCACAGUGCCCUUCCCCAAUCAGUGCUGCAAACACCAACCUGCCUAAUCUCAUGCUUCCCAGACCCACGGCUGUUUGGUACUGCAAAGUCCCUUCAUUCCUUUCCAGUUAAAUACUAUGGCCCUGCCCCUCCUCCCUCACCCAACCUCUUCAAGAACUACUAAAUAUCUUGGCUUCCUCCUAAAUUUCCUUUUGGACUCUUUUGGGGCACACGAGGAGGCACAGGAUUGGGCGGAGUCCUCUCUAUUGGAUCCCUCCCCCUGCUGCUCACUCCUGUGCAUGACCCCCUGCCAAAAAGUCCAUGGUCUGAGGCUAGAUGAGGCUGUGUGAACUCUCUCUGGGUGGUCAUCCCAGACAUUGUGUCGGACAUUGUAGCUCGGAAUGGGAGUGGGGGUGGGAGGUGGGAUAUCCAUGACACAUCACAAUUCUUGAGCACAUUGUCCUAAAGUGAUGCCCUUAUUAAGGUACUUUAUUAAUAGAUGCUUAUUAAAAUUUUAAUGACAAGUGGAAGCACUGUAUGAUAAGACUCAGUUUAUUCGAUGUGUGUUGGAA
Camelus dromedarius (Arabian camel) is the source of this 2377-nucleotide messenger RNA. It is a transcript of the gene CCKBR, whose product is annotated as cholecystokinin B receptor. Gene Ontology annotation, cellular component: plasma membrane. Gene Ontology annotation, biological process: G protein-coupled receptor signaling pathway. Lineage: Eukaryota; Metazoa; Chordata; Mammalia; Artiodactyla; Camelidae. Gene Ontology annotation, molecular function: gastrin receptor activity. The coding region runs from base 68 to 1435 and encodes 455 amino acids. The record is from RefSeq and is a predicted model, not a curated record. The transcript has 5 exons.